GUUGAUGAUUCGGUUGAUGAGACUGUUGAUAAUUCGGUUGAUGAGACUGUUAAUAAUGCGGUUGAUGAGAUUGUUGAUAAUUCGGUUGAUGAGACUGUUGAUAAUUCGGUUGAUGAGACUGUUGAUAACUCGGUUGACGAGAUUGUUGAUAAUUCGGUUGACGAGACUGUUGAUAAUUCGGUUGACGAGACUGUUGACAAUUCGUUUGACGAUAUUGUUGAUAGUUCGGUUGACGAGACUGUUGAUUAUUGGGUUGACCAUAAUAGCGAGAGUGUUGCUGAAUAUAGUGAUAGUUAUAUGUAG
Lottia gigantea (owl limpet) is the source of this 303-nucleotide messenger RNA. RefSeq lists its product as hypothetical. The record is from RefSeq and is a predicted model, not a curated record. NCBI's taxonomy places the organism in Eukaryota, Metazoa, Mollusca, Gastropoda, Lottiidae. The annotation marks the transcript as partial. The transcript has a single exon.